This is a messenger RNA of Cuscuta campestris, 2654 nucleotides long. Lineage: Eukaryota; Viridiplantae; Streptophyta; Magnoliopsida; Solanales; Convolvulaceae. The record is from the annotation of a GenBank genome assembly.
CUCACACAGUCAGCCAAAAUUGGCGUCUUUGCUCGUAUAGUCUUUCAGUUUCUCCCUGCGCUCUUGCUGUGUAUAUGAUUAUAUGAAUCCCAGUUGAAGCUUUCAUUUGGGCGUUUAUUUCCGUUCUGUUCGUCCGAAGUGUGAUAGAUCUGUGGUGUUGAUGAUGAUUUCCUACUUGUCAAGUCGUCCAUUCUUUAUCGCCUGCCUCAUCGUUCUGUUACUAGGUGAUGGCUCACAUGGUUAUUCAACUGGAAGUCAGAAAAAUAGGGGUUUUUCGGUUUUUUCUUUGUUUAACCUCAAAGAGAAGAGUAGAUUUUGGAGUGAAUCUGUUAUCCGGACUGAUAUGAAUGAUUUGGAAGUUGGACAAGCUAAAGCUGACAUGAUCAAUUUUACAAAGGCAGGUAAUAUUGCAAAUUAUUUGAAGCUUUUGGAAAUUGACUCUAUGUACCUUCCAAUCCCCGUUAAUUUCAUUUUCAUAGGCUUUGAAGGAAAAGGGAAUCUAGAGUUCAAGCUACAACCUGAAGAACUAGAGCGUUGGUUCACAAAAAUUGAUCAUAUAUUUGAACAUACAAGGAUUCCACAGAUAGGGGAAGUCCUUACACCAUUUUACAAGAUUAAUAUUGAUAGAGAACAGCGACACCAUCUUCCUUUGAUCAGCCAUUUAAGUUACAACUUCUCUGUUCAUGCCAUACAGAUGGGAGAAAAGGUUACAUCCAUUUUUGAGCGUGCUAUCAAUGUCUUUGGGCGUAAGAACAAUGUUUUGAAUACCAGUGAUGAUGGAGAUGACCUUUGGCAAGUAGAUGUGGAUAUGAUGGAUGUAGUCUAUAAUAGCCUUGUGGAGUAUCUACAACUGGAAGCUGCGUACAACAUUUUCAUUUUGAACCCCAAGCACACUACAAAAAGAGUUAAAUAUGGCUACAGAAGAGGAUUAUCUGAGACUGAAAUAAACUUUCUGAAGGAGAACAAAGAGUUGCAAUCGAAAAUUCUUCAGUCAGAAAGUGUUUCAGAGAGUUUCCUUGCUCUUGACAAAAUGAAAAGACCUUUGUAUGAUAAACACCCAAUGGCGAAGUUUUCUUGGACGGUUACAGAAGAAAGGGAUACGGUAGAAUGGUGUGAUAGAUGCCUAGAUGUGUUAAACAAUGUUGAGAAUCUAUCUCAAGAGAAGGACGCAGCCAACAUCAUACAUAGUAAAGUUAUGCAGAUCUUGAAAGGGAAAGGCAAUGAUAUGCAGACUCUCUUUUAUAAGGAGUUAAAAUCUGGGAAUUUAAGUGGGUUACAUGCAGAAUGUCUCACAGAUACAUGGGUUGGAAAUUCCAGAUGGGCAUUUAUUGACUUGUCUGCCGGGCCCUUUUCAUGGGGGCCUGCGGUUGGUGGAGAAGGUGUACGCACAGAACUAAGUUUACCAAGUGUGGAAAAAACCUUAGGUGCAGUUGCAGAAAUUUCUGAGGAAGAAGCAGAAGAUAUAUUGCAAGAAGCCAUACAAGAGAAGUUUGCAGUAUUUGGUGAUAUGCAGAAAGAGCAUCAAGCCAUUGAUAUCCUUCUUGCAGAAAUUGAUAUAUAUGAGCUUUUUGCUUUCAAACAUUGCAAGGGUAGGAGGGUUAAGCUCGCUCUGUGUGAAGAGCUUGAUGAGAGAAUGCGAGAUUUGAAAAACGAACUCCAGUCUUUUGAUGGCGAGGAGUAUGAUGAAAACCAUAAAGUGAAGGCUUUGGAUGCAUUAAAAAGGAUGGAGAAUUGGAAUUUGUUCAGUGAUAAUCAAGAGGAUUUUCAAAAUUAUACUGUUGCACGUGAUACUUUUCUUGCACAUUUGGGUGCAACUUUGUGGGGUUCAAUGAGACACAUCAUAUCACCUUCACUUGCAGAUGGUGCCUUUCACUACUAUGAGAAACUGUCUUUCCAGUUGUUUUUUAUCACACAGGAGAAAGUGAGAAACAUUAAACUGCUGCCUGUUGACCUCAAAUCUAUUACAGAAGGACUUUCAAUGCUAAAAAUGCCUUCUCAGAAAGUUAUGUUCAGCCAACAUAUGAUUGGAUAUGGUCAGUGGGCUGCAAUCCAUUGUCUGUAAUAUCUUCAGGCUGGCAAAUCUCAAGAUUUCUCUCUGACACGAUUGCUCGAAGUUAUAUACUCACAACUCUUGAGGAAUCAAUUCUACUUGUCAACUCAGCUAUUCAUCGCCUCGUCAUGGAGAAGACAUCAGAACGGACUUUCAAGAUAUUUCAAUCUCAAGAGCGUGAGCUAUUGAACAAAUAUAAUUAUGUUGUCAGCUUAUGGAGAAGGAUUUCAACUAUUUCAGGAGAACUUCGCUAUUCAGAUGCAUUGGCACUUCUGCACACCGUAGAAGAUGCAUCAAAAGGGUUUGUGGAGUAUACAAACGCGACACUAGCCAGCUUAUAUCCGAUUCACUGCACAAGGCACCGGAAAGUUGAAGUUGAGUUUGACAUGACAACGAUACCUGCCUUUUUGGUUGUCCUCUUCAUUCUAUGGUUUGUGUUGAGGCCAAGAAGACCAAAGCCUAAGAUCAACUGAUGGGUUUUCUUCCCGUACCCGUUGCCAUUAUUGUCUAAUUGGUGACAAAUCCAAACGACUCCGUCGUUCCAAAACUGUGCUCUUCUUUUUGUUGCCUAGUGUUUUUUUUGUCUUCAUCUGAGUCUUGCCCU